Molecule: messenger RNA, 3114 nt
Organism: Brenthis ino (lesser marbled fritillary)
Lineage: Eukaryota; Metazoa; Arthropoda; Insecta; Lepidoptera; Nymphalidae
Source: the annotation of a GenBank genome assembly
AUGUCACGCAAUUUUAACAACUGGGGUAGGGGAAGGUCAAGACCUAGUUCCCGGUCUAGAGGAAGACACUGGGGAAAUCAACAGUAUAAUGUACCUCGUGGUUUGCGAGGCAAAGAAAUUGGACUGUAUUUUAGAGAUCUAAAUGCAAAAAAACAAAAAAAGGAUCCUACGAUCAAUCUUAAAAUUCCUGACAUGGUUUUGGCUGCAUUAGAUAACAAUUUAAAACAUGUUUUUAAAUUAGCUGCUCAGCAAAAUAUAUUACUUCCUAAAUUUGAACAAUUGGACAUUUUUAAAAAUAAUACAAGCACAGCAGGAGAGGUCAAGUCAGAGACAUGCUCAGAUAGUGAUGAUUAUAACACAACAUCACAAAAUAUUGUAAACUACACCUGUGAGGCAGGUCCAUCUGGUUCUGACUUUAUUCCUAAUAAAGAUGAGGGAGAGGAAUACAAAUCUAACCCUAAGCUCCUAGCAUUAAAAAAACUAUGUGAUUAUAAAUAUGGGUACGAAGACAUUAUAACAGGGACAUUCGAAGAGAAACUUGAUGAGUGCCUUAAUAAUGGUGUCAGUAUUAAUUUAGUUGAUAAUGAAACAGGAAAUCUCAAUACUGCUUUAUUUAUUGAAUACCAAGAUAUGUUAGAAAGCAAUGGUUAUAUAGAAAUGUUAAAAUUCAGGGAAAAAUUACCAGCUUAUGUAAAAGCUAAAGAUAUAAUAGACAAAAUCAAUCAAAAUCAAAUUAUGGUAAUAAGUGGAGAGACAGGUUGUGGAAAGUCAACACAAGUGCCACAAAUAAUUUUGGAUGAUGCAAUCUGUAAUAAUAGAGGUGCGAAUACAAAAGUUUUAGUGACCCAGCCCAGACGCAUAGCAGCAUCUGCUUUAGCUACAAGAGUGUCAAAGGAGAGGGGAGAGAUACUUGGCCACUCUGUUGGAUAUGCAGUAAGAUUAGAAAGAGCAGAAGAAAGACCGCGUGGUAGCAUCCAAUAUUGUACCACUGGUAUAUUGUUGGCUGAACUAGAAGUAAAUCAAGGGCUCACAAAAUACAGCCAUAUAAUAUUAGAUGAAGUUCAUGAAAGAGAUGUUCAUGUUGAUUUUUCUAUGUGUAUCUUAAAACAGGUGUUAAAAAAGCGAAAGGAUUUAAAAUUAAUUCUUAUGAGUGCAACUUUAGAUGCGGAAAGUUUAUCGAGUUAUUUUGAUAACUGUCCUAUGAUGCAUAUUGAGGGACUAGCGUUUCCUGUCGAAGACAUUUACUUAGAAGAUAUAUUGCACAUUACUAAGUUUAGACUACCACCAGAAAUGCCAAAGAAACAGCAGCCUAAAUGGAUAAAAUACAAAAAUAAAAAUGCAGAGGAUGACAUGGAGAAAGAUAUUUUGUAUAAACGUGAAAUAUGGCCUUGGCUCGAGUCUUUAAAAGACAAACUGAGUUAUGACGUUUAUAAAAUACUUCAAGACAGCAGAGUAGAGGAUUUAAGCCUGGAAUUAGUUGUAGAACUUUUGUCCUACAUUUGCAAAGGCAAACCAGGGGCGAUACUAGUAUUUUUACCUGGAAUAGGGGAAAUAACAAAGCUCAUGAGACUAAUGAAUGAGAGUAAUCGAUUUCCAACUAAUCGCUUUGAAAUACAUCCCUUGCAUUCGAAACUUCCAACUUUAGAACAGCACAAGAUCUUCGAAAGGCCCCCAGAAAGUGUAAGGAAGAUCAUCAUAGCAACUAAUAUAGCUGAAACGUCUAUAACAAUAGAUGAUAUAGUAUAUGUUAUAGACUGUGGAAAGAUAAAACUAAGUGGCCUAAAUGUGGAGAAGAAUCAGUCUACGUUGGCAGUUGAAUGGGUCUCGAAAGCUAAUUUGCAUCAAAGACGAGGUCGUGCUGGUAGAUGCCAACCAGGUAUCUGUUACCAUUUGCUAACGUCAUAUCGGGCUUCAGUGAUCCAAGACAGAUUAUCACCAGAAUUGCAAAGGAGCAACCUUUUGGAACCAGUGCUGAUGAUUAAGAGGCUCAGGCUAGGCAUGGUCGCUGAUGCUUUGAAAGAUUUCCCAUCAGUUCCUGCAGACUCAACUAUAUGCUGGGCAAUAAAACAUUUGCAGAAAUGCGGGGCACUGGAUGACACAGAGACGCUGACGGCGCUGGGCUGGCACCUGGCGCGGCUGCCCGUGCACCCCGCCGCCGGCAAGCUGCUGCUGCUGGGCGCGCUCUUCGGCUGCCUCGACCGCGCCGCCAGCGUGGCCGCCGUCUGGGGGUUUAAGGAUCCGUUUCAACUUGUUAUUGGUAAGGAAAGUAAAGUAGACAAAGCUAAACGUGACCUAGCUAUGGGGGAGCCAAGCGAUCACAUUGCCAUAUCCGAAGCAAUAAUGCAAUGGGAGGAUUGCUCUUACCGUAAUAAGCGAUCAUUCGCAUAUGAUAAUUUUCUAUCUAACAAUACAUUACAAUUGCUAUCCGAUAUGAAACAUCAAUUUGGUCAUCAUUUAAGGCAAAUGGGAUUUUUGACAUCUGGCAACAUUCGAUCGCCGUGGGAGAAUAGGAAUGCGAAUAACUUGAGUUUGUUUAAGGCUAUUGUUGCUGCUUCAUUGUAUCCAAAUGUUGCUCACGUCAAAUGGAGAAACUUAAAUAAACCUGGAAAAACAGCAAGAUUCUCAGCUCGAAAUGCAGAAGAUGGAAGGUUAACAGUACACCCGAGUAGUGUUAUGGCGAUGCCCAAAAUUCAAAAAGGUUGUGGGUUCAGUGGCCAACUAUGUAAUAGUCCUGGGGCCAAUUGGCUGGUGUAUUGGUUGAAACAACGCUCGAGUGAAUUGUUUCUUUUGGAUGUUACAUUGAUAUACACUCUGCCUUUGCUAUUCUUUGGCGAAUUCAUGGUUUGUGAUGAUGUUGAUGAUCCCGAACAUUGCUUAUUAUCAAUAACAAAUAUCAAAGUUCGUUGUAAACGAGAAAGUGCAAAUAAACUGUUUGAGCUAAGAUGUUUACUGGACAAAGUUUUAGCUUCUAAGAUAACAGAUUCGAGCAUUAAUUCGGUUCAGCACAAUGAAUUUGAAGAACAAGUGUUAAACACUGUUAUUCAACUGAUAACUGCGGAAGACGAACGAGCUGAAUAUAUAGAUGACUAUCAAGAUUCAGAUACUUCCGAAAAU